Molecule: messenger RNA, 437 nt
Organism: Ambispora gerdemannii
Lineage: Eukaryota; Fungi; Glomeromycota; Glomeromycetes; Archaeosporales; Ambisporaceae
Source: the annotation of a GenBank genome assembly
UUGCACAAAUGAUUUGGUGUGCGAUUAUUAUUAUUCUGGCGCCGACUACGGACCCUUUUACGUUUUUAGUUUCGUUAUCGCAAUACACAAUUUUAAUUGGUUAUGGCGCUGCAUCAGUUGGCUUACUGCAUCUGCGAUACAUUGAACCGGGACUAGAUCGACCAACUCCAGUCCCAAAACCAGUGGUCUACGCCUUCCUUCUCAUGAUUGCUUUAAUUCUAAUCGCACCCUUCACCAAAGAAUCAAGUGAAUUACCUUAUGUCAUUUCUAUAUGUGUGAUUGGUUUAGCUGUUACUGCGUGGUACUGGAAAUAUUACGUAUGGAUGUCUCGUGGAUAUGCACAUUCACUGUCUUUAGAACCUGAGAAACAGGAUAGCGAAGUAGAAACGGAAAGUAAAUAUGAAGAGAGUAAUGUUAUCUCUGAUACAGAAGUUUGA